ACUGCCGACAGAGUCUGAGCUAAGUGGAGAUGAGCUCCAACAAUCGUGAAUCAUGCUGAAGACAGGAAGACCGUCGUCGCUUCAGCCAUGCAGCAGGAAGACCAACCUGAAUCAUUCAACACCCGGGGUUCGUCCCUCGAUCAACUUGUGGCUUCCGUGCCUGUCGCGCAAAUCUAUUAUUCUGCGACCGGACAAGGUGGACGAGCACGAGAGUUUGAGCAGGAACGACCCAUCCGAGAGCAUGGCUUUCGGUUCCAAGUAAUCCAAAGCAUGCGGGCAUGCAAGACAUUGAACUUUGAAGCCUGCGGAGCGAAGAGAAACCCUCGCGGUUGCAUGACGGCAUUCCGCCGGCGAUGUGUUGGCCGAUGGCGCCCUCGUCAGUCAGCCAUUCUUCAUCGUGACAUGCGUGCUGUAUCCUUGCUGCACGCAGACGAGCCGUAGCCAUGGAGCCAUACAGCAUCACUCGGCGCAUCUCUGGUGUUCGCAUUCGUGAUUCUUUGUUCCAGCAUGCACCACGCCCAGCAAUGGCUGAUGGCUAGCGCACUCUACACCGCAUCAGCGCCCUUCGCAUGAGGGCAACACUAUGAUCAGUCUAGCACUUGCCACUGCCGCCGGUGCUCGAUCCGGAUGCAGCUUGCACCCCGCCAUCUCGAGCGCUCGGCAAAGAAGCGACAGCCUGGCGGGCGAUGUUGCUCACCUUUCCCAUCCUCUCGCAUCACAAACAUUGGACUUGUCCUACGCCACGGCGCGGGGGCGACACAUCACCCGAAUCGUUACUUGUUUCGCAACUCCGAUGUUUGCGUACUCUUGCUUGCUCUGGCGCUAUUGAACCGGACCUUUGCUUUCAGCCUUACUCAGCCUCCCGUAGCCAGCCGAACAAAUGCUUCUUCAGCAUGUUCGCCAAUCCGUGACUGAAGGUCGUCGCUGCGAUCUACGGAGGACUGCGCCUUGCUACCGCGGAUCUUUGGGGCUGGUAGCGUCAUCAUCCACGCUCAGCUCGCUAUACCACUCGAUCUCAAUCCAGACACCUGUGUGACGACUUGGCGGGCAAGAGCAUGCAGUCGUCAAGAGCAUACAGUCGUGUCAAAGGCCCUGCGUGGCUUGGCUGAGCAAAAAUGCCUCGAAUGCCAGCCGCUCCCUUUUUGCUCCUAUAAGAUGUCCUGUUCGUCGGGUUUGAACCUGCUCCUCCUUCUGCUGCAAAGACUUUCGACCUCUCACUCUUGUAGACGCGCAACACACUGCAUUG
Messenger RNA from Ceraceosorus bombacis, 1246 nucleotides. Lineage: Eukaryota; Fungi; Basidiomycota; Exobasidiomycetes; Ceraceosorales; Ceraceosoraceae. The record is from the annotation of a GenBank genome assembly.